ACGCCUCUCACGGCCGCCGCGCCUCUCCGUAUAUAUACGGGGCGCGCUGGCCACGCCGGUACAGUUCAGCAGCCGCACCACCUCCACCACCACCACCACCACCAGCAGCAGCAUGAAGGUCCUGGUCGUCCUGAGCGCCGUCCUGGCCGUGGCCCUCGCUAAGCCUGGCUACCUGGGAGCAGCUCGCGCCAUCGCCGCCGCCCCCGCUAUCGCCGCCGCCCCCGCACUGGCCUACGGUGCUGCUCCUGCACUGGCCUACAGCACUGCCCCCGCCGUCGUCGCCGCCCCCAUCCACGGCGGAUACGCCGCCUACGGCCCUGCCAACAUCGUCGUCGGAGCCGACGGCAUCCCCCUGGACACCCCAGAGGUGGCCGCCUCCAAGGCAGCCCACCUGAACGCCGUGGCUGAGACGCGCGCUCGUGACGCCAUCGUGAACAGCGCCGCCACCAUUGCCUCCGCCCCCGCCAUCGCCGCCGCCGCCCCCGCUGUCAUCGACGCCAGGACCGUCGCCGCCCACGCCAUCGCCGCCCCCGCCUUGCGCUAUGCUGCUGCCGCCCCCGCCGUGACCUACUCCGCCGUCCACCCUGGGUACGCCGCGUACGGACCUGCCAACAUUGUCAUCGGCCCUAACGGCGUGCCUCUGGACACCCCUGAGGUGGCUGCUGGCAAGGUGGCCGACGCCGUCGCGCACCUGGAGGCUAAGGCCCGAAACGGCCUGAUCCUCUGAACUGUCACGAAUAUCUUGACAAACUGCAAAAGUGUCUGUCGAAGAUUUGGGCUACAACAUUUUGGACUACUUGCUGUGAUAUUUAAAUAAACUGCUGUGUACAAAGAUA
Molecule: messenger RNA, 836 nt
Organism: Schistocerca serialis cubense
Lineage: Eukaryota; Metazoa; Arthropoda; Insecta; Orthoptera; Acrididae
Product: cuticle protein 18.7-like
Exons: 2
Coding region: 113-727 (204 amino acids)
Source: RefSeq, a predicted model, not a curated record